AUGCUCCUGGUUCGACCCACGCUCGACGCUGCCUGGCCGGCCAUCGCCGCGCUAGGCGCCGUAGGCGCCAUCGUUGCAGGACCGCGGCUGGCCCGAUGGGCCGCGGUGAGGCUGCAGCUCUUGUUUGUGCACAUCUCGCUGCUCCGUCUGUCAGAGGGCGGCUCCGUCUUCUCUUCGUGGCGCGGCGUUGCCGCGUGGCCCCUGGUGCAGUACGAACUGUUCAAGCUCCUGUCGCUCGAGGCCUCGCAUCGCCUCGACUCGUUUGGUCACGUCGACACAGGCGUCAAGCGGGGCGGCGGGAGGCGCUGGUGGUGGCCGUUUGCCGCGGCAGGAGGCGGCGGCGGGAUGGGCGGCGGCGGCGGGAUGAGCGGCGGGAUGGUGAUAAAGGACCUGGUCCUCGUCGGCGGCGGCCACUCCCACGUGCACGUCCUCAAGAUGUUUGGCAUGCAGCCGCAGCCGGGCGUGCAGCUGACGCUCAUCACGCGGGACGUCGACACGCCUUACUCGGGGAUGCUACCAGGGUACGUGGCCGGCGCGUACUCGCGGCGAGAGUGCCACAUCGACCUCGCGCGGCUCGCGGCCUUUGCCGGCGCGCGACUCAUCCACGCCGAAGCGACCGGCGUGGACACUCGCGCCAGGCCGCCUCAGCCACUGCGCGAGGCGGCCGUGGCGCGCUCCGCCGACGCGUGCGUCACUCCGGUCAAGCCGAUCGACGGCUUCUGCGCGCGCUGGGACGCGAUCCUCGCCCGCACUUUCUCCGCCGCCGCCAACGCCGCGGCGCCGCCGGUGCGGGUCGUGGUCGUCGGCGGGGGCGCGGGCGGCGUCGAGCUGGCGCUGGCGAUGGAGGCGCGACUGACGAGGCGCCACUCGCGGCGGGCCGAGGCCCGUCCCUUGAGGCGUCGGCUCGUUGAGUCAGGCGCGGCUAAGGCGCGAGCUAAGGUCGCGAGGGCGGGACGCGUCCGCGCUGCGAGCACGCCGCUGCAGCUCGACGAGCGCGGCUUCGUCGCCGUGGGAGAGACGCUCGAGUCGGUCAGCGCCGCCGCCGUGUUUGCCGCCGGCGACGUUGCCGCCGUGCUCAAGCACCCGCGGCCAAAGGCGGACGUCCUCGCUCGCGCGCAGGCGGGCGUCUUUGCCGUGCGGCAAGGGCCGCCCCUCGCCACCAAUUUGCGGCGCAAGCUGCUCGGCAAGCCGCUGCUGCCCUUCACGCCGCAGGACCGCUUCCUGGGCAUCAUCGGCACGGGCGACGGCGGCGCGGUCGCCUCCAAAGGACCGCUCUGCCUCGAGGCGCCGUGGCUGUGGGGCACCUGGCGAGGGCUGGAGCUCGCCCGAGACGACCAAGGCUGCCUUCCGCAGAUGGACGCCGCGCCAGACGCGAGCGCCGUGCCCGAGGUGGCGGCGGCGGCGGGCGACGAGGCGUUGCGCACGCUCUCGCACGCGUCGAUGCGGUGCGGCGGCUGCGGUGCAAAGGUUGGCGCGACGGUGCUCUCGCGGGUGAUGGCGCGGCUGCGCGCGGAGGGCCAUUUGCCCGAGGCGAGGCACCACACUGUCCUCGUCGGGCUCGAGGCGCCGGACGAUUGCGCCGUCCUCGCGCCGUCGAGCAUGCCGUCCGUCCACUCCGUCGACUUCUUCCGCUCCUUCCUGCCCGACCCCUUCGUGUUCGGGCAAGUGGCCGCCAACCACGCCCUCUCCGACUGCCACGCCAUGGGCGCGCCGCCCGCCGGUGCCCUCGCGGUGGCGGUCGUCCCGUACGGGCUCGAGGCGAAGGCGACGCUCUUCCAGAUGAUGGCGGGCGCCUGCCGCACGCUCGGCGAGGCGGGGUGCGCGCUACUCGGCGGACACACGUGCGAGGGCGCAGAGCUCGCCCUCGGCUUCGCCGUCAUCGGGUACGCGCCCAAAGAGGCGAUGAUGCACAAGGGUGGCAUGCGGGCCGGCGACGCGCUCCUCCUCACAAAGCCGCUCGGCACGGGCGUCCUCUUCGCCGCGGCGAUGCGCGGCGCCGCGCCCGGCGCGGCCCUCGCCGCGGCGACCGAGGGGAUGGUGCGCUCGAAUGCGCCCGCGGCGGAGGCGCUGAUCCGCCACGGAGGCAACGCGUGCACCGACGUGACCGGCUUUGGGCUGCUCGGCCACCUGCUCGAGAUGGCGUCCGCCUCAAAUGCGCGCGUCCGGCUGCGGCUCGGCGACGUGCCGAUCCUGCCCGGCGUCGAGGAGUGCAUCGGCCAGGGCAUCUUCUCGUCGCUGCAGCCCGCCAACCUGCGGCUGCGGCGCGCAAUCUCCAACGAGGCGCAGGCGGUGCAGCACCCCGCGUACCCCGCCCUCUUCGACCCGCAGACCGCCGGCGGGCUCCUCUCGUCGGUGCCGGCUGACCGGGCCGAGGCGUGCGUGCGGGAGCUGCGCGCUCUCGGUUUCACGUCUGCCGCGGUGAUUGGCGAGGUGACCGAGGUGCUCACGCCCGAGGAGGCGUGCCCCGCGUCGCUCAUCGACGUCGCCGUCGACUGAGUCCCCGCAGACUCGCUCCGACACCACUCUUCCCGCUGUGAGCUGUGCCCCGUGGGCGCAGGCAGGCGGAGAUAAAAGACACGCGGCGGGACGCGCAGUGGCCAGCCAAAGUGGUUUCCGGGGGGGGGGCACGUGCCCCUGGCCUUGGUCGGGAAUCAUGGUUUAUUUUUUAGCUGUGUGGGACUGGGUGC
Emiliania huxleyi CCMP1516 is the source of this 2687-nucleotide messenger RNA. RefSeq names its product Selenophosphate synthetase. The record is from RefSeq and is a predicted model, not a curated record. The transcript has 7 exons. Gene Ontology annotation, cellular component: cytoplasm. The coding region runs from base 1 to 2496 and encodes 831 amino acids. Gene Ontology annotation, biological process: L-selenocysteine biosynthetic process. Lineage: Eukaryota; Haptophyta; Isochrysidales; Noelaerhabdaceae. Gene Ontology annotation, molecular function: selenide, water dikinase activity; ATP binding.